Molecule: messenger RNA, 3042 nt
Organism: Canis lupus familiaris (dog)
Lineage: Eukaryota; Metazoa; Chordata; Mammalia; Carnivora; Canidae
Gene: MS4A14
Product: membrane spanning 4-domains A14
Exons: 7
Coding region: 136-2841 (901 amino acids)
Biological process (GO): cell surface receptor signaling pathway
Cellular component (GO): plasma membrane
Source: RefSeq, a predicted model, not a curated record
UUCUGUGGUUCUAGGAGCGAGGAGAGCAACCACGAAGGUUCAUUGCUCCAUGUAAGACUGAUGGAAGACCAUGGUUUUGGCUGCAGCGAUCACUCACUCACUCACUCACUCUUAAUAGAGUUCUGCCAAUGAAUCAUGGAGUCAUCAUCUGAAGUCAAAAGAUCGGCCCAUGUCAUCACUAUACAACCAAAUGAUACAAUACUGACUGCAUUUCCCUAUGGACCUCAGAGCUCUCUGCUGGAUUUCCUGAAGGGAGAGCCAAAAGUCUUGGGGGCUCUCCAGAUCCUGCUUGCAUCGAUCAUUGUGGGCGUUGGAAGUAUAUUUGCAUUUAAUUACAUCAAUUUCUCCCAGAGGUUUCCCCUCGUUUUCCUCACAGGAUAUCCCUUCUGGGGAGCACUUAUUGUGAACAACAUACUGAUUUCACAAGUUUAUACAUUAUCCUGUGCUUACCACAAACGUAGCUACCACCUGUCGCCAGACAUCUCUACUGAGUAUGUUAUUACAGGAUACCUCACAGGAAUCAAUGACAAGGCAAAAUGUAUGGGACAAGGUGUCACGGCCAUGAAUGUUAUCAGCUCCUUGGUUGCAGUGGCUGGGAUUAUUCUAACCAUUAUCAGCUACAGAUAUCAGCACAAAUACUGCCAGACGCCUUCCCUCGAAGGAAUCUGUGUUAUAGGUAGAGUUCUUUACAAUGGAAUUUUGUCAGUCUUACUGAUCAUCAGCAUAGCAGAGCUCAGCAUCGCUGUGACUAUCGUCUCCUUCAGAAGCAAGUGCUGGACAAACUCCAAUGAGAUUGUAUUUUUCUUGCCUUCGGAUGUUACUCAAGAUAGUUCAUUAUCUGCCCCUGAAGAAAAUGCUGCAAUACAAUUUGAGUUUCAUGAACAGUCUUCUACUAAUGAUUCAAUAUCAAACACACAGCCUGUUUUCAUUGGAGGUUAUACUUUCUUCAAGUUAAGAAUCUCAAAAAAUCCUUUAACCUUUCGAUAUUCAAGGAGGAGAGGUAGCAAUACUUAUUAUACAUCUUCUGAGUCUGUGCUAGAUGAACAACGGAAAAGUAUCCCUCCACUUUCACAACUUUAUGAGGAAGAAACUAAACUGAAACUUUUUCCUCCUGCAUCAAAGAAAAAGCCCACGGAAAAUAUUCUGCCUACUACACAAAUAAAAGAUGAAGAUCUAAAAUCUGCUAUCACACAACUCGCAAAAAAACAAACCCAACUGCAGCAGUCCCAAGCUUUGCCAUCCCAAGUUUCUCCAUCCUAUUCUGUAAAAAAGCCCCAACAGUUAUCACCUAAAGACUUUCCAUCCCAAGCUUUGCCAGCCCAAGUCCUAGUAUCUGAAGCCCCAAAACCUCAUUUCAUGCAGCCUCAUGGCCUAACAUCAGAAGACAUGCCAUACCAAGACAUAUCAUCCGAAGACCAACAAUCCCUAGGCAUUGCACAUCAAAAUUCUCCUUAUCAAGACAUAUCAUCCCAGAACAUACCAUAUCAAAGCAUGCUAUCCCCACAUCUACCACCCCAAGACAUACCUAACCAAAAUCUGCUUUCCCAGAUACAAACUCUGCCUACACAAGUCAUGCUAUUUGAAGCCCCAACAUUCCAUGCUGCACAGUCCUCUAAUAUACAACGCCUAAAUCAGCAGUCCUUAGAGCUUCAACAACAAAACCAACAAUAUAUGCAAGCAGCAUAUCAAGAUAUGCAAUCAGAAGUCAAGUUACUGACCCAAGAAUGGAAAUCUAAGGAGGACUUCCAUAGCAGGAAAUCCUCAAAGUGGCAAUCCCUAGACUGGCAAAAUGAAAAUUCGCAAUCUCUAAAGUCACCUAAUUUAGAGCAACAAAACAAAAGCUUGCAAUCUCCAAAACAGAAAGCCCCAGACCAGCAAAUUCAAGGCCAACAAUCCCUAAAAAGGAAAUCCCUAGACCAGCACAUCAAGGAUUGGCUAUCUCCAAAGAGGCACUCUAUAGAUAAGCAAAUCCAAGUUAAGCAAGACAGACAGCAACACCUAGAUCAGCAAGCUGAGGUCCAGGUGGUCCAAUGGGAACAAUUACAAAGGCAAGGUGAAGAUCAACAGGACGGAGAGAAGCAAUCUCCAAUGAGACAACACAAAGAAAGACAAGAUAAAGCUCUACAGGUUUAUAAGGGGCAAGCCAUCAAGAAACAAAGCAAAUACCAGCAAACUGAAGACCUGCAGGUACAAGAGGAGAAAUCUCUAAAGCAGCCACAUCAAGAUGGGCAACUCCAAAUCCAGGAACACCAAGGCUGGCAAUUUUCAGGCCAACAAUCCCAAGAUUGGAAAGCUCAAGGCUGGAGAAGCAAAGACUGGAAAGUGCAGGAAAUGCAAUUAGAAAUGCCUCAUUCCCUAAAGUGGGAAUCUCAAAUCCAGCAAACCCAAGAUCUAUUAGAAAAAGAAUCCCUAAAGCAGAAGGCUCUACACCAAGAUGUCCAAGCUGUGCAUGCCAUAACUCGACCUCAACAAUUACAGAGCAUUCCAUUUCAAGACAGUCAGUAUCAAGAUAAGCACCAACAAGACCUUAAAUACACAGAUACCCAAAAAGAAGAUAUGCAUACAAACACCAUGCAAACAGACAACAAAUCAGAAGACAUGAAAAGUGAGAGCCAAAACCUAUACAACCUGCAGAUGGAAGACAAAAAGCCAGAUUGUAAUUGUUCCUCCUGCCAAAGCUCAGUGCAAGACACACAUUUCACCUCUACAUCCGAUAUAAACUCAGAACAAGAUGUUCAGAAAAACAUUUCAAUUUGCUCAACUACAUACCAAGAAGAUAUAACUUUAACUACCACCUCAUGUUACCCGAAAGACCAACAGCAUUCUGAAGACUCUGACUAACGUGCAUAAUCUACCCAAACGCCAUACUGCUCCCAAUUAUGAAAACAAAAUAAGGGAAAACAAUAUAGUCUCCUCCAACCUAUGUUCUCAAGCAUAGCUGCUACCUUUUUCACUCGCAGAAAACAAAGGCCAUGCAUAACACUCAAAGGAUUUGUCCUUAAUUAAAAUAAAAUGGUAGCUAAUAUUAAUGCUGUAUCAGAA